UAGACUCAGGGAAUAAGGACCAUCAUACGAUGUGACAAAGUACCAAGAAUGGGGUAUAAAAAGAUGAACAUGACUUUGGACUGAGAACCACAACUCCCAGCAUUGCAGAUAAAGUGAAACAAUGGAGACCUUCAGACUGCACAACGUCCUUUCUUCCCUCUACAUUCUUUUCCCUUUUAUUUUUCUCGCGAACUCAGCCCACGCGGCUCCUUAUCAGACUCGCAUUCAUGAGACCGGCAGCACCUUCGGUGCUCCGGAUCCAUAUGGCCCAUGGCAAAUGAUCCCCAGCAAUCCCACUGAAGACCUGACCUACAUCAAAACUACCAACACCGGAACUGGGAGGGUAGAAGUUCACAUCGCCUCGGGUUCAUCCGGAUUCAGGACUCGCACCCUUGAAGUCGGAACAACAUUUGUCUCUGAGGAUAACGGAACUUGGCAAUUAAUUGAUGCAGACGGUGACGGCAGACCUGAUCUUGUCUACAUUAAGACCAGAAAUACUGGAACCGGUAGGGUGGAGGUACACAUUGCAUCCGCGUCAUCCAACUAUCAGACACGUAUCUUGCAAACGGGAACCACUUUCUACCCAGAGGAUAACGGAUUCUGGCAGAUGGCAGACUUCGACCAUGAUGGAAAGCUGGAUUUAAUUUAUAUCAAGACUCGCAAUACCGGUACUGGGAAGGUUGAGGUGCACGUGGCGUCGGGGGCAUCGAAUUACCAAAAGCGUAUUCAGGAUGUUGGGACGACUUUCUAUCCAGAGGAUAACGGUGUCUGGCAGAUGGUCGACUUCGAUCGCGAUGGAAAACUGGAUCUGGCUUACAUCAAGACUCAGAAUACGGAAACUGGAAAGGUUGAGGUGCAUGUUGCGUCAGGCUCGUCGACUUAUAACACUCGCGUCCAGGAGGUCGGCACAACCUUCUAUCCGGAGAUUAAUGGGUUCUGGGAACUGAGUGACUUUAAUCAUGAUGGUGUCCUUGAUCUAGUGUAUAUCAAGACGCAGAACACUGGAACCGGCAGCGUUGAGGUUCAUGUGGCGUCGGGGAAAUCAUAGUCCACACAUCGGAUGUAUAACCAGUUGAUAGUGUCAUUCGAUGAGGGAGCUGAUACUAUUGGCACAGGGUUUGCUUGUUACUAUCGCAUCCCUUCUUUUGAAUCGAUCAAUGAAGUUUGAAUUUGAAUUUGGACCCUUAAUAGCCACUAAUAUAUCAGCCAUAACAUUAUGCCGUCGCCGUAACUCCCAUGUC
This is a messenger RNA of Aspergillus caelatus, 1241 nucleotides long. Its product is annotated as FG-GAP repeat domain-containing protein. The transcript has a single exon. Bases 122 to 1048 code for a protein of 308 amino acids. The record is from RefSeq and is a predicted model, not a curated record. NCBI's taxonomy places the organism in Eukaryota, Fungi, Ascomycota, Eurotiomycetes, Eurotiales, Aspergillaceae.